Molecule: messenger RNA, 6993 nt
Organism: Chiloscyllium plagiosum (whitespotted bambooshark)
Lineage: Eukaryota; Metazoa; Chordata; Chondrichthyes; Orectolobiformes; Hemiscylliidae
Source: RefSeq, a predicted model, not a curated record
AGAUAGAUAGGAGGGCUAUCAAAUGAAAAGAACCGCACGGUCAAUACUGAACUAGUGGCUACCAUUUUUCUUUAUAUUUUUCAAAAAAGUACUUUUGGCAAAAUAGCGUUUUUUUUAAAUCUGGCGUUUGAAGGGGGAGGGGGUUGGUUGGAGAGGAAGGAGGAGGUUCUGCCCACCAGCUUAGGCCUAGGACAGGCAACCAAUAGUGUUGUGGAGCAGCAUGGAAAUGCAGGGGUACUGAGAUAUUUGGGGAGGGGUGGGGUAUUGAACCGCAUUUGAGGUUUGGAGCAAAAAAAAACACAAAGACGUGGUCACGUUUUGUGUCUGUCUUUUUUUUGUUCCAGCCUCCCCAACCGCGUUCUCACCCGCCUUCUAUUGAUAGGAGUGCAAAUGUGCCAGGAUAGCUGAGGAUGAAGGGCAGCCAUGUUGCAAUAGGAACUUUUCAUGCAAGAGCUUAAUCCAACUCGUGAUUAUCGUUUGCUUUUUGGUGAGGAUGGUUAAGGAUUGUAGGAUCUUUAAAUAAUGCAUGAUAAAAUGUCGUUAAUAUAAAUGAACUGUCAUUGCAAAAGGAAGGAGAACGGGACCCGAAGUCAAUCGAGAGGAAAAAAAGGUUAAGAAUAUCUCGGGGGCAAGAUGGAUCGUUCCUGUGAAUAUGAAUUAUCGGGCAGUGCUUUGCCUUUUUCUAGUUCGCAACAGUUUUCAAAUUCAUUGGGUUUUGAUGUUUCUGAAAUUAAUGAUCGAAGUUGCAGGCCAGGACAGAAUAUUUGCGAACAAGAGUACUGUAAUCUGCAGGACAGAAGCACUGUUCAGUUUUCUACUGAUUCAAAGGAUGGUGCACAGCCUGCAUUUAAUGGACAUGUUUCAGCACCACCGUAUAUUCCAUUGCGCCGACUUCAAGAUCUGGCUUCCAUGAUUCCUACACGGUUUUCUGACUCCCCAGAGACAAAACAGUGGUCUGAAUCACCUGAGGGCUCUCCUACCCGGGAUUGUUGUGCAAUUGAUGAAGGCAGAUGCACUCCUACAGUAUCUGAUUCUACUCAGAAUGGUUCCCCAGAGCUAAAGUUAAAGAUAACUAAGUUGGUUAUGAACGGAAAGAUGAUGUUUGAAUCAUCCAUCUGUAGUGAGGUGGAAACAGAGGAUGCGAAGGAUUCUGAAGAUCAUCCUCCAGUUAUCAAAGAGGUUGAAAUACCAGUAUCGCACAGAGCAAAAAGAAUGAGAAAGAAAAGUGUCAAGUACAGUCCCUCCCAUGAAUCUGAACAGAAAGUGGACAACACGAUGGCCUAUUAUCCACCCGUUCCAGCAGAAGGAAGGAAGAGCUGUGCUGGAAGACGGAAGAAGGUGAUUCCAGUGAAAUUUGAGGUUGGAGAUUUGGUAUGGGUGAAGUUUAGUAGACGUCCUUGGUGGCCUAGUGCUGUCUGUCUUGAUCCUCUACUGAAGAUUCACUCCAAAAUGAAAGAACCCAGCAGGCGGCCCUGCCGACAAUAUUACGUUCGGUUUUUUGGCAUCGUUGUUGAACACGCCUGGGUUGCUUCAGCAGUGGUUGAACCAUUUGAAGGAAGACAUCAGUAUGAGCUGCUGGUUCAAAGAAAUGCCAAAAAUGGGGAAACUGAUGUGCAUAGAAACAAGGUUUCCGUUAAAGUGCACACACAGUGGGAAACUGGUGUUGUUCAGGCAGAAGAAGCACUUUCCAUGUCUGUUGAGGACAGAAUAUCCAAAUAUUGCCUAACUAGUGAAGAUGGUUUGCUUCAUAUGCCUGGCAAAGAAAAGCUUGACUUUCAGCUCACUUCAGAACCCAAGGAGCCAAAUGUUUCAGCUGACUCCAACAGUCACUGCAAUAAUUCAGAAGAUUGCCAUGCUACAUAUGCACACCAGAAUAGCAAGAUGAAUACCAACUCUUCAAUUAGGUGUUCUUCUGACUGUAAAACGAGAAAACGAAUGAGAAAUAAACUGUUAAAGGCCAGAGUUCCUGUCAGUGAAUCUGCACACUGUGCAUACAAUACAAACAGUACUGUAAAUAAUGUGCAGAUGAAUUCUGCAACUCUUAUAAAUGGUUUUGUAGAGGCAUCAAAUGAGAUCAUCACCGGAAUAGAGAGUUCAACCCCGAAAUCUUGUAUCGUUGAAAGUUCUUCCGUAUAUAAUAAUGUCAUAAGUACGUCAGAGAUUGUUUCAGCUGCAACAGCUGUAUUAAAUUGGUCAGAUGAAGGCAUUUCUAAGGAACCAUUUAAUGUAGAAAAUGGCCCAACUACAAUUGAAUACAAGACCAAAUCUAGUUCUGAACAUUAUGGUGUCUGUAAUGGGACUGGAACUCAGUUUGAAGCCAACUACCAGAACACACAGAUAAGGUCACAGGAUGCCAAUGAAGGUAUUCAGCAGGUUGAUGAGCUGGUCCUUACACAGAACAUUGAGCAUCAUGCUAAACAGAAGGAGUGGAAAAGAGCAGAGAUAUUACCCAAUGUUACAGAACUGAAACAGCAGUCUUCGUCACUAGUUAUUACUGAAGGCAAACGCCAAAGGAAACCCAGUAAAAAACUGCUGGAAUCAACAGAAGAUUAUGACCAGUUAUUUAUCUCUAAAAAGAAACUGAAAACAUGCCUUCAGCUGUUACAUCAGGACGCAACAGAAUGUUUAGACAAAGCAACCUAUCAAACAGAAUCACAAGAAUCUGGAAGCAGCAAUACUGAAUCAAAGAGGAGGCGGCGGCACAAAAGGAAUUUGAAUCACUCACAUACAGCCUGUACACAAGAAAUGGCCCCAUCUACGAUUGCAGUAGACCCUGUCACGUCAAGAUCUAUAAUAUGUCAAGCCGUGCCAAUACCUUUAACGGUCCAAGGUAUUUCCUCACCUGUAGCGCAGCUAGCACUCUCUGCAUCAGUAGUAAAGCCAGCCAUACCCACAUCUCCUGUGAACCAGUGUUCAUUUGCUCCUUCUGUAGAGAAAAUCCAGGUUACACAUGCAGUGGAGGCACCCCAGACCGUGGCUGCAGUGGAGGCACCCCAGACCGUGGCUGCAGUGGAGGCACCCCAGACCAUGGCUGCAGUGGAGGCACCCCAGACCGUGGCUGCAGUGGAGGCACCCCAGACCGUGGCUGCAGUGGAGGAAUCCCAGAAAGUGGGAGCCGUGGAGGAACCCCAGACUGUGCGAGCCGUGGAGGAACCCCAGACCGUGGCUGCAUUGGAGGAGUCCCAGCCUGUCGCUGCAGUGGAGAAACCCCAGUCCGUACACGCAGUUGUAAAACCCCUGUCCCCACUUGCCGUGGAAAAAUGCCAGUUUCUGCCUCCAGCAGAAAAUUCUCAUUUGUUGCCUACGAUACGAAAGUCCCAAGCUGUACCUACAACAGAAGAUUCUCAAUCCACAAAUACGGUGGAGAAAUUCCAAACCAUGUCAGCAGUGGAGCAAUCUCAGUCUAUGCCAGCAGGGAAACAGUCCCAGUAUAUUUAUGUGGCAGAGCAAAGUCUGCCCAUGCCUCCAACAGAACUGUCCAACCUCAUGGAUGCAGAAGAUCAGUCCCAGGUUUUACCUACUAAGGAACAAUUCCAAUUCUCACCUGCCACAGAUGCCCUAACUGCUCUAGCAACAGAAUGUAACCAGUCCAUACCAGCAGAAGAAGUCCCUCUGCCCGUAUCCUUAGAAAGUUCAACACAACAAGCAGAAUCCCAGCCGAUUAAAACAGGCAGUAUUGUUAAGAAGAGGUGGCAACACAGAAACUAUCUGAAUACUAAACAAAUAUAUUCUACUCCACAACCAGCUCUUGGGGCUAAAGCAGAGACAAUACUUUCACAACUGUCCACUUCACCUGAAAAUGCUGAAGGAAAGCGUCAAAGAAAACCAACGAAGAAGCUGUUAGAAUCAACAGAAGAUUUUGAUCAACUUUUUAUCCCAAAGAAGAAAUUUAAACAAGAUCUUCAUCGCUUAUUAAGGGCCUCCCCACAUUCUGAAGCCAGAUCUGUAAAGAAACUUCAAAACAAAGUAACUGCUUCCGUGCCACAGUCUGUCAAACCCGAUUCAGGUGAAAACAGCAUCUCUAGCAGAAGAACAAGUUGUAAAAAUGAGAAGAGACUUCGACAAACAUCAACAUCCAAUAGGAACCAAAGUCGUCUCAGAUCUAUAAAUGAGAAAAAGAAUGAUACUCAGCCAGACUCUGCAGAUGAAAAUGACUUAGAUCUGUUUUUAUCAACAUCAAGGAAAUCACAAGUGGAACGUGGUGGAGGGGCUGCAAAGAAAGAAAAUGUCUGCCAGCUGUGUGAGAAAACUGGGGAGUUACUGCUAUGCGAAGGACAAUGCUGUGGCGCCUUCCAUUUAAAGUGCCUAGGUUUAACCAAAAUGCCCGAAGGGAAAUUCACGUGCAGAGAAUGUACCACAGGUGUUCAUACUUGCUUUGUAUGUAAAGAAAAUGAGAAGGAUGUGAAGCGAUGUCUUAUGCCACUAUGUGGGAAGUUUUAUCAUAUGGAUUGCAUUAAAAAAUACCCUACCACUGUAAUACAGAACAAAGGAUUCCGGUGCUCACUCCACGUUUGUCUGUCUUGUUACGCUUGCAACCCUACUAAUCCAAGAGCAAACAAAGGUCGAAUGAUGCGCUGUGUGCGGUGUCCUGUGGCUUAUCAUGCCAGCGAUAAUUGUUUGGCAGCAGGAUGCGUGGUCCUGGCUUCAAACAGUAUCAUAUGUACUAACCACUUCACUCCACGGAGGGGCUGCAGGCAUCAUGGUCAUGUCAAUGUCAGCUGGUGCUUUGUAUGCUCAGAAGGUGGCAGUUUGCUGUGCUGUGAGUCAUGUCCUGCUGCCUUUCACCGUGAGUGCCUGAACAUUGAGAUGCCUAAAGGAAAGUGGUACUGCAAUGACUGUAAGGCUGGCAAAAAGCCCCAUUAUAAAGACAUCAUCUGGGUCAAACUGGGUCGAUACAGGUGGUGGCCUGCUGAAGUCUGUCAUCCUAAAAAUGUUCCUACAAAUAUUCAGAAAAUGAAGCAUGAAAUUGGCGAGUUCCCUGUUCGUUUCUUUGGCUCCAAUGACUACUUCUGGACUUACCAGGCUCGUGUGUUCGCAUAUAUGGAAGGGGACAAAGGGAGUAAAGACAAAAAAUGCAAAGGCCUUAAUACCAUCUUUAAAAAAGCACUACAGGAAGCUGCAGAAAGGUUUGAGGAGCUGAAAACACAAAGAGAAACAAGACAGGCACAGGAGGACAAACGGAAUGAAAAGAAGCCACCACCAUACAAACAUAUCAAGGUAGGACAGUUUGUAAAUGAGUACGUGGGUGAGGUGAUAGAUGAAGAGGAAUGUUAUGCUCGAAUAAAAUACGCACAGGAACAUGACAUCACCAACUUCUACAUGCUUACUCUUGACAAGGACCGGAUUAUUGAUGCAGGCCCAAAAGGAAAUUAUUCACGCUUCAUGAAUCACAGCUGUAAGCCAAACUGUGAGACACAGAAAUGGACAGUGAAUGGAGAUACUCGAGUUGGACUAUUUGCUUUAUGCGAUAUUGCUGUUGGGUCCGAACUAACAUUUAAUUACCACCUGGAAUGCUUGGGCACUGGAAAAACGAUCUGUAAAUGUGGGGCCCCAAACUGCAGUGGCUAUCUAGGAGUACCACCUAAGAACAUACAAAGCUCAACAGAUGAAAAGAAGACAAAGAAGCGACACAUUAUUACCAGGAAGAGAAGGCAGCAAUCUGAACUAGUAAGAGAACAUGAGGAAGAAUGUUUCCGCUGUGGAGAUGGUGGGCAGCUAGUGAUCUGCAAGAAGCCAGGGUGUCCUAAGGUGUAUCAUGCUGAUUGUCUAACCCUGACCAAGCGUCCUGCUGGUAAAUGGGAAUGUCCGUGGCAUCAGUGUGAUGUGUGUGGAAAAGAGGCAGUCUCUUUCUGUGAACUGUGCCCCAGUUCUUUCUGCAUGGACCAUAGGGAUGGAGCUCUCUUCAUCUCCAAACUUGAUGGCCGACUUAGCUGUAAUGAACAUGAUCCAUGUGGCCCUGUUCCUUUGGAACCUGGAGAAAUAAGAGAGAUUAUGCCACCACCCAGCAAACAUGUAUUACAGACCUUGCAACCAUCAGAUUCCACACACAUUCGAUGAAUGGAGUGUCCGUUUAUGGUGUGCCUCUGACAGGAGCUUUAUUAAGAAAAGUGAAAAGCUGCCUUCCUUUCAGUAGAAGACAGAUAUUCAAACUGAAUGUUGGCUGUUAUAGCUUCAGGUGAUAUUACGUUCCUCUGGAAUACUCAUGCUUCAGUCUUGGAGAUCCUAAUGAUACACCAAAGUCUCCAUAGGAUUCAAUGGAGGACACCUUCGAUUCAUUGAGAAAUUUAUAAACCAAAGCUCAGAGGCUACUUCCAACAUUUUCAGUGAGAAAUCAAAUCAAAGCUUGUGAACUGGCAAAAAAGCACUUGAAAAGUGCAAGAGAAAGGGAGUACACAAGACAUUCCUAGGGCUAAAGGAUCAGCAGUAUCAGAAAGCUCAAAAGUAAUACUCUCAGUGGCAUCAACAAAAAGAUCAAAAAAGGUUCUGGACCCUCAGCCCUUUGAUAUGUCAUUCUUUCUUUAGAGAAUGAUCUCUACAGCCCGGGGAUUGCUAUGGGAAAUAUACCUUCCUGUAAAUAAGGAGACCAAAAUUGCACACAAGUGAUUUCACCAAGUCUUCAUAUGAUUGCCAAGAUUUCUUUACUUUGAUGCUCAAAUCUUCUUGCAAUACAAGGUCAGUAUACCAUUUGCCUUAACUGUACCUGCAUGUUAACUUAGUGACUUGAGAACUCUUGGCAGUUGAAAACUGUUAAUGCCUCUCACCAUACUUUGUGUUUUCCUACCCAAGUAAAUAAUGUCACAUUUUGCUGCAUUGUGUAUUCAUAUACCAGUUUUUUUUUAAGACUCAACCUCUAAACCCCCUUGAAGCAUCUCUGCUUCCUCCUCUUAAAUAACAGAUACUUAAUUUAACAUGAUUCUCAAUAUCAGCUGGAGAUCAGUUGACCCUUAUCACAUUAAAUGGCAUGACAUGUUUGAUCAUUGACGUCAACUCCAC